AAAUCAAGGAACAGCAUUUAUCAUGAGGGCAUUCAUAAUCCUGGCCCUCGCCGUGACGGCAAUGGCGCGGCCAGAAGCCGGAUAUUCCUACAGCCAGCCAAGCAGUAGCUACGGUGUUCCUUUCGGUGGAUAUUCGCUCGCCGGUGGUGUUGGUGGUAUUGGUGGCAUCAGUUUCGGCCAGCCAAGCGGUCAAAGAAUCGCCGGCGGUAUUGGCAGUGCCGAAGGUGUCCUUGGCACAUCCUCGUUCAACAGAACUGGAUCUGGUAGCAUUGCUAGCGGUAUCGACGCGAUAGGCGGUGUCAGCGGUAGAAUUAAUGGGGUGGCAGAUACAUUUGCCUCUGCCAAGCAGAUUUUUAGAGACGUCUAUGUUUACGGACCAUCUAAAGAUCUUGAGGCUCCCGAAGUCCGCGGCGGUGCCGGUGGCUUCGCGGGAUAUCCAUCACGUCCAGCACAGAAGCACUAUAAGAUCGUUUUUAUCAAAGCACCUACUCCACCAACCCCGACUGCUCCGGUAAUCCCGGUGCAGCAACAAGAUGAGCAGAAAACACUCAUUUAUGUUUUGGUCAAGAAACCCGAGGAGGCGCUCGAGAUCAAUCUGCCUACCAUAACGCCCACUCAGCCCAGCAAACCGGAAGUCUACUUUAUUAAAUACAAGACUCAGAAGGAAGUCACUGGCACUGGACCAAGUAGACCUAGCACGAGAUAUGGAGUACCUGGUGAAUCCGGACCAUAUUAUGGGGCCCAGCACAAGUUUCGCGCUCCAAGCGGUCCAAGUGGUCCAUAUAUCGGCGGUCCCGAUGGUGUCCUCGGCACAUUCCCGGUGUUUUUCGGCAGAGAUGGAUCUGCUAGCAUUAGCGGCAGUGUCGGCGCUGAAGGAGGUGUCAGCGGUAGUGUUAAUGCGGCGACGGCAGGCGGAUUUGCCUCUGCCAGGCAGAUUGUUAGAGACGUCUAUGUUUACGGACCAUCUAAAGAUCUUGAAGCAGUCGGCGGCGGCGCUGGCGGCACAGGCGGCGGUGUCAGUUUAAGUGCUCCAAGUGGUCCAUAUAUCGGCGGUCCCGAUAGUGUCCUCGGCACAUCCAGCGGCCGUCCAUCUCAGAAGCAUUAUAAGAUCAUCUUCAUCAAGGUAUCUACCCUACCAACUCCGACCGCUCCGGUGAUCCCGGUGCAGCAACAAGAUGAGCAGAAAACACUCAUCUAUGUUUUGGUCAAGAAACCCGAGGAAGCGCCCGAGAUCAACCUGCCUACCAUAACGCCCACUCAACCCAGCAAACCGGAAGUCUACUUUAUCAAAUACAAGACUCAGAAGGAAGUCACUGGUGGCACCGGACCAAGUAGACCCAGCACGAGAUACGGAAUACCUGGUGAAUCCGGGCCAUACUAGUCAAUUCGCUAUCUCCAUCGCGGCACUUCUGUCCUAUCACUUUAACAAUGACAGUAAUACUUACCGCAGGCAUAUCACUGUUAUGCGCGAUCACCGAGAGAAGAAACGACGACAAAGUUGAAGAUGGCGAUAAUAAUGUUGAAUACGAUAACGACGAUGACGACGAUGAUGAUGA
Atta colombica is the source of this 1556-nucleotide messenger RNA. RefSeq lists its product as uncharacterized. Lineage: Eukaryota; Metazoa; Arthropoda; Insecta; Hymenoptera; Formicidae. Bases 23 to 1381 code for a protein of 452 amino acids. The transcript has 5 exons. The record is from RefSeq and is a predicted model, not a curated record.